GCAGGAGGAUAAAACUGGUAGCACAGGGGCAGAUUUUCCUGUAGGAAGAACCUUUGUGCUCCAGUGGAUGUUUUUAUUUGUGGUGAAGGUUCCAGAGCAGGAAGAAGAAGAGCAUUGCAUUGUAGAUCUCCAUAUCUCUGAUGGGUUUGAUCUUUUUUUUUUUUCCCUGUCAGCUUUGAAAUGCAUCCUGAUUUAUUUAAACAAAACAGCAAAAAGGGAGGAUGUGCUGGGAGGUCCUGGAGGCGUGAGCAGGUGAUGUUGUGUCACACCAGACACUGGAGUGAUGGCUUCAAGGCUGGAGGGAGCUUUUUAGCUGGGGAAAAAUCAAAUGUUGAAGGUUCAGAGUGGCCUGGCCCUGGCCAGGAGGUUUUUCCUGCUGAACUUGGCACCUGGGCUAUCUCCUGCCCUUUCUGUGAGCCCUGAUCUUAUCUCCAGCACUGUGAACCCCUGGCAGCUUUAAACACGUGAAUGGAGACAGUUUGGUGUGGAAAGAUGAACUUUAAUCAGAGUCCUGAUGGAAAUUUCACUUCCAGCUGUGAGGAGUUCAGGUUCAAAAGGUGUUAAUUCCUGUUCUUCUGCCUUAAAAAGGGAAAAUGUGGGAUGAUACUGGAAUGGCUGCUCUGAUUUAAGGAGGAAAUAGAGGAAAAUUGUACUGUAGUGACCCAUCUGGGAAAACAAGAGCCCCACUAAAGAUAUUUUUGCCAAAAGGGAAGUGAAACUCAUUCAAAUAUAGAGUUUAUCCUCAACCUUCAGCAUCCUGGGGCAGAUUGCUUGGACAGUUCUUUGUGCAGCUGGGAAUUUGGGGGUGAUUUUGGGUUAGGAUGUUCAGCAGAAAGAGCUGUUUCUCUCUGAAUUCCCAGGGAUUUUUUACUUCAAGGUGAGGACUCAGUAAUGUGGGGGUAAUCCUGGGCCAGCUCUGCAAAUUCACCCUCCUUGGAGAAACCCACGUUUCAUUUCUGCUGGAUGUUCUGCACUACUCUGGAGUUUAUUCCUCAAAACUUCUGUGGGAAUGGCUGUGAGACUGGAAAAAAAAAUAAGGUUUCAAUAUACUGCUAAUGACUGGAAAACACAGGAGAAGAAUGAGGGAAUAAUCAGAAUAUUCCCAGUAUGAAAGAAUUUCAGGAGCUGUUGAUGGGAACAACCCCCUGAGGUGCCAGCUGGAUUCCUGAGCUCCUGGGUGACUGCUGGAGCUGCUGCUGUUGGAAUAAGGAGCUGUCCUCAGUUGUUGGCCUGGCCCAGAGGCAGCUCCUGGGUGCUGCAUGCAGGUCCUGGACGUGCUGGAAACGAUGGGGAUUGGCAAAAACACCACGUCCAAAUCCGUGGAGGCAGGAGGUUCCACAGAGGCCAAAUAUGAGGAUGAAUCCAAACACCCCACCUUCUUCACCCUGCCUGUGGUGAUAAACGGUGGCGCCACCUCCAGCGGUGAUCAGGACACCGAGGACACAGAGCUGAUGGCCAUCUACACCACAGAGAAUGGCAUAGCAGAAAAGAGCUCCCUGGCUGAGACCCUGGACAGCAGUGGCAGCUUGGAUGCCCAGAGGACUGACAUGAUUUACACCAUUGAGGAUGUUCCUCCCUGGUACCUCUGCAUAUUUCUGGGCUUGCAGCACUACCUGACGUGUUUCAGCGGGACCAUCGCCGUGCCCUUCCUGCUGGCCGAUGCCAUGUGCGUGGGCUUUGACCAGUGGGCCACCAGCCAGCUCAUUGGGACCAUCUUCUUCUGCGUGGGCAUCACCACCCUGCUGCAGACCACCUUCGGCUGCAGGUUACCCCUGUUCCAAGCCAGUGCUUUUGCAUUUUUAGCACCUGCCAGAGCCAUUCUCUCUCUGGAGAAGUGGAAGUGCAAUAACACAGGUAAUUAUUAUUUAUCCUUCUCCAGGUUUAAGUCACCCAUGGUCCAUAAAACCCUUCCCAACCCAAAUGCCAUCAGAUUGCCGUUUGUUUUGUUUGCUGGGGGCAGGAGGGAUCCCAGUUCUGCUCUCUCCACAGUUCAGUGGGGGCUGCCCACCAUCUCUGCCGCGGGGGUGAUCGGGAUGCUGAGCGCCGUCGUCGCCAGCAUCAUCGAGUCCAUCGGGGAUUAUUACGCCUGUGCCCGGCUCUCCUGUGCUCCUCCUCCUCCCAUCCACGCCAUCAACAGGGGGAUUUUCAUCGAGGGGCUCUCCUGUGUUCUGGACGGGGUUUUUGGGACAGGGAAUGGAUCCACCUCCUCCAGCCCCAACAUUGGAGUCCUGGGCAUCACAAAAGUUGGGAGCCGCAGGGUGAUCCAGUACGGAGCAGUGUUCAUGCUCCUGCUGGGCAUGGUGGGCAAGUUCAGCGCGCUCUUCGCAUCCCUGCCCGACCCCGUGCUGGGGGCUCUCUUCUGCACCCUCUUUGGGAUGAUCACGGCCGUGGGUCUGUCCAACCUCCAGUUCAUCGAUCUGAAUUCUUCCAGGAAUCUCUUCGUGCUGGGGUUUUCCAUUUUCUUCGGGCUGGUCCUGCCCAGCUAUCUGAAACAGAACCCCCUGGUCACAGGAAUAGCGGGCAUUGACCAGGUGCUGAACGUGCUGCUCACCACAGCCAUGUUCGUCGGGGGCUGCGUCGCCUUCGUGCUGGACAACACCAUCCCAGGAAGCCCCGAAGAGCGAGGAAUUCGGAAAUGGAAGAAGGGGAUUGGCAAAGGAAGCAAAUCCCUGGAUGGCAUGGAGACAUAUGAUCUGCCUUUUGGCAUGAACUUCAUUAAAAAAUACAGGUGUUUCAGCUUCCUGCCCAUCAGCCCCACCUUCAUGGGAUACACGUGGAAAGGCUUCAGGAAAAGCAGUAACUGCAGGAGUUCAGAAGACUCAGAAGCUGCAGUAUAGCCUUAGCUGAAAUUAUAUUAUCUAGUUGUAGUCAAAGAUGUAUUUGCAGUUUCUUGCUGAUUAAGAAGCAUUAAAAUAUAUGUUUUGUA
Messenger RNA from Parus major (Great Tit), 2926 nucleotides. It is a transcript of the gene SLC23A2, whose product is annotated as solute carrier family 23 member 2. NCBI's taxonomy places the organism in Eukaryota, Metazoa, Chordata, Aves, Passeriformes, Paridae. The transcript is spliced from 12 exons. Gene Ontology annotation, molecular function: transmembrane transporter activity. Gene Ontology annotation, biological process: transmembrane transport; L-ascorbic acid metabolic process. The record is from RefSeq and is a predicted model, not a curated record. The coding region runs from base 1260 to 2837 and encodes 525 amino acids. Gene Ontology annotation, cellular component: membrane.